UACAAUACGCCUCACUUCACUCAACACUUUGCCUUUCGAGCCAUUCAUUCACAAAUUUUUUCGAAUUCCCUUUGCCGCCACUACAGUUUUCUCUCUUAGCGGCUUCCCCAAUUUUCAUUCCUUACUUCUCUAUCUUCCAUUUUCUUUCCGUAAUCGCUCCUACACGAUGGACAGUGACGACGAUUUCCAGUUGCUUUCCUCUCCUCAGGUCGAUUCCCCUCUGGUUUCCGGCAGGAAGCUGAAGCGGUUGAAGAAAGCAGCUACUGGUUUCUCCGAAGAUCUGCGGAAGACCGAUCAUCAAUUUUCCGGUGGAUUGUUGGGGGAAUUUUCGAGGAUUGAUGAUCGGUUUGAUGAUGGCUUUAAGAUUCGUGAAUUGAGUGCACUGGAGUCUGAAGCGGAAGAUUCCGAUAAGUUGAAAGGACAAGAUCUGGAUGACUCCGAUGACCUUCAACAAUCGGGAUCUGGAUCGACGGGUUUGGAUGAUGGUGGUAAUUUAAAAGUUAGUCUUGGUCUGGAUGGUGAGGGAAACGAUUCUGGAGUGGACAAGGGCUUGGAAUUUGAUGCUGUGGCUGGAAUUGAUGAAAAAGGUGGAGAUCAAAUUCCGGGGAUGGGAAUGGAAAAUGGCGAUGCACUGGUGGAUGAACUGGAGAAGAAACGGCCAAGUUUGGACGCGUUUGAGGACGAGAGAGAAGCAAAGAGGAGGAAAUCGAAGAACAAAAGACUCAAGAGUAGUGGAGAGCCUGGAGAUUUCAACCAGGCAGCGGUCUCCAAAAUGACUCUUGAGAGGGAGCGAAGAGAAUACGUCGUGCAACUCCGUGCUGAAUCUCAGCGACUUUUGCGAGAUACUAGAGGAGCGGCGUUCAAGCCCAUGCCAGUUGUUCAGAAGCCGAUAUCUUCAGUUUUGGAGAAGAUACGACGAAGGAAGCUUGAGCUCUCUACGAAAUCAAUCAAUAUUGAGAAUACCAUUUUAGACUGCGACGACGAAGAUGAUGACAAUUAUCAGUUCACAAAGGUUGUAACCAAGCAUAGGUUGUCUGUAGAAGGGAGGGCGGAUUCUGUAGAAAAAGAAUGUGGGGAUAUGGAUAAGCAUCCUGCCGAUGAGGAGAAUAAAAAAGAUACAAUGUGUAUACAUGAACGAAGUAAUGGGACAAACAUGCCCCCACAGAGGGAAAGGGCUACUGAUAAUGAGGUCACAGAACCAUUUCGGGCUCCUGUUAACGACACUCAGGAACUCUUUUCUGAUUCCCAAACAAGCAUUGGAGAUGAUGCAUCAAACGAGAUGUCCAAAAAUCCUCUGCAAGAAAAAUUUACGCCAUCGGUAUUGGCAAUGAAUUUAAAGCUUGAAUCUCCUCUUCUUGAUGAUGUGUUGAACGAGACAUCCAGCAGUCAUCUGCAAGAAAAUUUCACACCAUCGGUAUUGGCAAUGGAUUUAAGGCUCGAUUCUGCAGCGCUUGACGACUCUGAUGAAGAAGAGGAUAAUGACAAGGAGAAUGUUAAUCCACAUCCACAUGGUUUGUCGGACUUGCCUUCAUCAGUAAGCGGGGAUCCUGUUAAAGCUUUUGUUGAUGAUGAAGCCGAGGAAGAAGAUGACAGUGACCAUGAUAUGCGCUUCCAUGAUGACGAGGAAGAUGAUGACGCUGAUUUAGAAGAGCUUCAAGAUAUGAUAGCAACUGCUUACGAAGAAAAUCCAUUAGACAAUGAAAAACGCAAUAAGCUUCAUCAGAAGUGGCUUGAACAGCAAGAUGCUGCUGGAACAGAAAAUCUUCUACAGAAAUUGAAAUAUGGCUCAAAACUUACUAAACCAUCUUUACUGGAAGAUGAAAAUAAUGAGGGAGAAAAUGAUGAUUUUGAAUUUUGUGAAGCUGAUGCAGAAGAUUCUCUUCCACUGGAUGUAGCUCGAAUGAACAUUAGAAAAGUAAAGCAAAUGCUUCCUCAAAUGUAUACGGAUCAAGAUGAUCCGUACAUGUCUGAUGAUGAGGAAACAGAAAGGAGGCUAGAAAGAGAACAUGUAUUUGAUAAAGCUAAUGGAAAAUCCACAUUUCUCUCGCCUGCUGAGGAUGAGAGCACUAGAGAAGUUUUUGGCCUUAUCAAGAAGCUGAAUGUUGUACCAGAUGUAAAGAAGAAACCCAAAGCACAAUUGUUUUCAGACCCUCCACUAACCGGUGUAGGCAAGAACACAUCUUCAAAGUCAUCUUUCUUAGGCCGAAGUUCAAAUUUCUCUCUUUCUUCAUCCCAUAAGCAUGGAUCAUCAACCAGCAGUCGUUCAUUCAUUUUCGGUCGAGAUGAUACCAACAGCAGGAGUGCAAUUCCAACAAUGGAGGAAUCUUCUGAUCAGGGUCAGAAUGAAAUUAAAUCUACAAGAAUUUCUUCAGCUAAGUUUAGUUAUUCUCAAGUGAGACCAAGUGCACAGAACAGUGUACAAGAAAUUAAAUCAGGGAGUUCACUGUUUGAUAUAUUGAGGCAAUCUUCUUUGCAACUUCAACGUAAACCAUGCACUUUUGGGGAAGAGUCUAGCCAGAUGAGUUCUGCAUUUGCAUCAUUUAAAUUGGAGAAGACACACAUGAAGAAGCCAAUAAAGACUGAAGGGAGAUUUUAAUAUUGAUAAGGGCCUCCUCACACAUUUGCAUUUGGAUGUGAGUUCAAUGCCGUAAUUUUGUUUGUGUUAGUUUAUGUUUGAAAGUCCAUUUUGCUCAAUGCUUUGUUGGGCGGAGACCUCGGCCUUUUAUUUCGGCCCAAAUGUCUACAGUAGUUAGUAAAGGCUUUAGUAAGGCCACACAAGAAACUAAUAAAGGGACAUGUAAACUCACAAUUUUGUUGACUUCAGAUUUCUCAUGUUUGAAGUUAAGAACUUUUGAAUUAACAGCGAAAAUAAAGCUUGAUUUAUAGAAAA
Molecule: messenger RNA, 2890 nt
Organism: Cucumis melo (muskmelon)
Lineage: Eukaryota; Viridiplantae; Streptophyta; Magnoliopsida; Cucurbitales; Cucurbitaceae
Exons: 11
Coding region: 167-2596 (809 amino acids)
Source: RefSeq, a predicted model, not a curated record